Molecule: messenger RNA, 423 nt
Organism: Penicillium hordei
Lineage: Eukaryota; Fungi; Ascomycota; Eurotiomycetes; Eurotiales; Aspergillaceae
Exons: 2
Coding region: 1-423 (140 amino acids)
Biological process (GO): transmembrane transport; carbohydrate transport
Cellular component (GO): membrane
Molecular function (GO): carbohydrate:proton symporter activity
Source: RefSeq, a predicted model, not a curated record
AUGCCGUUGUUCCUCUACGAUGCGGCCUUUAAUUUUGCCAACAAUCCACUUCUUUAUUGCUAUCCGACGGAGCUUCUACCGUUUGAAAUUCGGGCCAAGGGGUUGAGUGUUCAAGUGGCCGUCUCACAGGCAGCACUGACUGUCAAUCAAUAUGUGAAUCCCAUUGCACUGGAUAGCAUUGGAUUUUACUACUAUAUUUUCUACCUGGGAAUGAUUAUCCUCGGGACUUGUAUUAUAUUUUUCACGUUUCCAGAAACGAAAGGAAAAACCGAAGUUGAGCUUGCAGCUCUUUUCGAGGAUCCCAAAUUGGAACGUGCAGACCCAAUAACGCUUGAAGGGUUGGAAGCAGCACUCGAUCAUGACUCAAAGCCCUGCGAGAAGAGUGCUGUGGUUAACAAGAACGAGGUGCCGAACUCACUCUAA